Molecule: messenger RNA, 833 nt
Organism: Protobothrops mucrosquamatus (brown spotted pit viper)
Lineage: Eukaryota; Metazoa; Chordata; Lepidosauria; Squamata; Viperidae
Product: alpha-actinin-2-like
Exons: 8
Biological process (GO): muscle cell development; actin cytoskeleton organization
Cellular component (GO): cell projection; cell junction; cortical actin cytoskeleton
Molecular function (GO): actin filament binding
Source: RefSeq, a predicted model, not a curated record
GCAAUAAGCAUCUACAGCGGUGAAAAAGAACCUGGUCUGUAAGCAAGAUGACCACUCAGAUCAAUUCCAACCUACAAUACAACUACGAAUAUGAAGAGUAUGAAUACAUGAACCAAGAGGAAGAAUGGGACAGGGACCUGCUCCUGGAUCCGGCAUGGGAGAAGCAGCAAAGGAAGACGUUUACAGCUUGGUGCAAUUCUCAUCUGCGGAAAGCUGGAACCCAGAUUGAGAACAUUGAAGAUGAUUUCAGAAAUGGAUUGAAACUGAUGCUACUCUUGGAAGUCAUUUCAGGAGAAAGACUUCAGAAGCCAGAUAGAGGAAAGAUGCGCUUCCAUAAAAUUGCAAAUGUCAACAAAGCUCUGGAUUUCAUAGCAAGCAAAGGUGUCAAACUUGUCUCAAUUGGUGCAGAAGAAAUUGUGGAUGGCAAUGUGAAAAUGACCCUGGGUAUGAUAUGGACAAUCAUCCUCCGUUUUGCUAUUCAAGAUAUCUCAGUGGAAGAGACAUCUGCCAAAGAAGGACUGCUGUUGUGGUGUCAAAGAAAAACGGCACCUUACCGAAAUGUGAACAUUCAAAAUUUCCAUCUUAGCUGGAAAGAUGGCCUUGGUCUCUGUGCACUGAUUCAUAGACAUCGACCAGAUCUUAUUGACUACUCCAAGCUUUCAAAGGAUGACCCUCUGGGAAAUAUAAACCUGGCCAUGGAAAUUGCUGAAAAACACCUGGAUAUCCCAAAGAUGUUGGAUGCAGAAGACAUUGUGAAUACCCCCAAGCCUGAUGAAAGAGCAAUCAUGACUUACGUUUCUUGCUUCUACCAUGCUUUUGCUGGAGCUGAGCAG